Molecule: messenger RNA, 1704 nt
Organism: Odocoileus virginianus texanus
Lineage: Eukaryota; Metazoa; Chordata; Mammalia; Artiodactyla; Cervidae
Source: RefSeq, a predicted model, not a curated record
AUGCAGGCUGCCAGGAAUGGACAAGCUGGGGACUGGAGCUCCAGGGCCCGUAGGCGGAGAAGGGGCCAAGGCAGCGCUUGCUGGGUCUUCCUGCCUGCCCGAUACAGGGGUCGGACCGCGCCUUUGCGAGGUCUGCGCGCGGCGGAGGCUGUAAACCUGUCCGCGGGCCGGUGGCGGGGCGGUUGGGGAAAGCGUUGGAGGAGGCGCGGUGCUCGGUUGAUUAGCGCCCCUCUGCGUCGAGGCGGAGGCAGUUGCCGAAGCCCCAGCGGAUCCAGCAUUCGGACAUUCACUCCAUUUUAUUUUUUGGCGGAACCAGUGGAUACACUCUCCGUUAGAGGCUCUUCUGUUAUAUUAAACUGUUCAGCAUAUUCUGAGCCUUCUCCAAAAAUUGAAUGGAAAAAAGAUGGAACUCUUUUAAACUUAGUGUCAGAUGAUCGACGCCAGCUUCUCACAGAUGGGUCUUUGUUUAUCAGCAGUGUGGUGCAUUCCAAACACAACAAACCUGAUGAAGGUUAUUACCAGUGUGUAGCCACUGUUGAGAGUCUUGGAACUAUUGUCAGCAGAACAGCCAAGCUCACAGUAGCAGGUCUUCCAAGAUUUGCCAGCCAACCAGAGCCUUCUUCAGUUUAUGUUGGGAACAGUGCAGUUCUGAAUUGUGAAGUUAAUGCAGAUUUGGUCCCGUUUAUGAGGUGGGAACAGAACAAACAGCCUCUUCUUCUGGAUGAUAGAGUUAUCAAACUUCCAAGUGGAAUGCUAGUUAUCAGCAACGCAACUGAAGGAGAUGGGGGACUCUAUCGCUGCAUGGUUGAAAGUGGUGGGCCACCAAAGUAUAGUGAGGAAGCUGAAUUAAAAGUUCUUCCAGAUCCUGGUGCAACAUCAAACUUGGUAUUUUUGAAACAACCUUCUUCCUUAAUCAGAGUCAUUGGUCAGAGUGCAGUGUUGCCAUGUGUUGCUUCAGGACUUCCUACUCCAACCAUUAGAUGGAUGAAAAAUGAGGAGACAGUUGACACAGAAAGCUCUGGAAGGUUGGUAUUGCUGGCAGGUGGUAGUCUGGAGAUCAGUGAUGUCACCGAGGAUGAUGCUGGGACUUAUUUGUGUAUAGCUGAUAAUGGAAAUGAGACCAUUGAAGCUCAAGCAGAGCUUACAGUACAAGCCCAACCUGAAUUCCUGAAGCAGCCUACCAAUAUAUAUGCUCAUGAAUCUAUGGAUAUUGUGUUUGAAUGUGAAGUCACUGGAAAGCCAACUCCCACCGUGAAGUGGGUCAAGAAUGGGGAUAUGGUCAUCCCAAGUGAUUACUUUAAGAUUGUAAAGGAACAUAAUCUUCAAGUUUUGGGUCUGGUGAAAUCAGAUGAAGGGUUCUAUCAAUGCAUUGCUGAAAAUGAUGUUGGAAAUGCACAAGCUGGAGCCCAGCUGAUAAUCCUUGAACAUGGUAAGAGGGACUGAAAUAGUAAGAUGAGAGAGAUUGACUGUGUGUGAGGAGCUCAUACCUAUCACAGGACCUAUCACUCCAGGAUACCUAGUGACUAAUAAACUGUUUAUAAAGGUAAUAUAGGGCAUAACUACGAGAGAAAAAAAUAGCCAUCUAAAUUAUCUGUGUUGUUUUAAGCGACUGAGAAAAUUUUGGAUAAUGUUGAAAAGAAAUUGGUAUUAAGAAAAGAAAAACUGAACAUUUAUAGUCUUACACAAAUAAAUGGAUACUCUUCA